Molecule: messenger RNA, 3288 nt
Organism: Quercus robur (English oak)
Lineage: Eukaryota; Viridiplantae; Streptophyta; Magnoliopsida; Fagales; Fagaceae
Product: glutamate receptor 2.9-like
Exons: 5
Coding region: 302-3079 (925 amino acids)
Cellular component (GO): plasma membrane
Molecular function (GO): glutamate-gated receptor activity
Source: RefSeq, a predicted model, not a curated record
UUUUUUUUUUUUUUCACUGUUGCCAUGAGAAAAACAGAUGUUAGUCAAAUGACUCAUAUCAUAAGUUUUAUAACCGGUUUAGGAAAACUCAUUUCUAACCCAAACUCCACGAAAUCAAACCCAUACCCGAUUUCCUUGACCAGUUUUCGAGGUCUACAUCUCCCUGUAAGGUUGCUAAAAUAAACUUUAUAGAAAGCAAAAUCAGAGAAGCAAGAUUCCACACCGAGACAUCUAGAAAUAAAGCGUUUUAAUGGUCUAUAUAUUAAAAUCUUCCGAUCCAAGCUCCUUUUGACUUUUUGUAAUGCUUUUCCACCAUAUAUUAUAUAUCGUCCCAAUAUAUUCCAAUUUCCGAUACAAUUGCCAAAUGCUGCUCCGAGUCAUGACAGUUAGCGCGGUUCCAAGAUCUUGGUUUCUGUUUCCUGUACUAAUCUUUUUUCUUCUCAUUGUCUACCAUGGAGCUGAAGCCAACAACAUUAAUGUUACACGAGUAGGUUUAAUCAUUGAUGCUGAUACUCGUAUUGGAAAAGAAGAGAGAAUCGCAAUGGAAAUUGCAGCUCAAAACUACAACACCAGUUCAAAGACUCAAAAAAUCUCUCUCUAUAUCCAGGACUCCCUCAGAGUCAUUUCUGCUGCUGAAGAGAUGAUUAUAGAGAAAAAGGUUAAAGUGAUUAUUGGCACACACACGUGGCAAGAAGCAGCUCUAGUAGCUGAUAUUGGAAGUCAAGCUCUUGUACCAGUUAUUUCGUUUGCGGCACCAGCCAUCAAUCCACCUCUAAUGCAACUUCGCUGGCCGUUCUUGAUACAAAUGGCUAAAAAUGGUUCCGAACAAACAAAAUGCAUUGCAAAUAUUGUUCAUGCAUACAAUUGGAAAAGGGUUGUAGUGAUUUAUGAAGAUGAAGCAUUUGGUGGUGAUUCCGGAAAGUUGGCACUUUUAACUGAGGCUCUCCAACAUGUGGGUGUGGAGAUUGAGUACCGUUUGGUCCUUCCACCAUUUUCUUCUAUGUCUGAUCCAGGAUGGGUUGUUCAUGAAGAGCUUGUUAAGUUAAUGAAAACACAAUUAAGAAAUUUUAUUGUUCUUGAGUCAUCAUUAGAAAUGGCGAUUCAUUUGUUCAGGGAAGCUAAGGAUAUGGGGCUUGUAAGGAGUGAUUCAACUUGGAUAAUUCCAAAUAGUAUUACAAGUUUGUUGGACUCUGUAAACAACUCGGUUAUUUCCUCUAUGGAAGGCGCAAUUGGAAUUAAAACCCAUUAUUCUGAAGUUACCUCAGAGUACCAUGAUUUUCAUGCUCAGUUUCGGAAAAUUUUCAGAACUGAAUAUCCAGAGGAAGACAACUCUGACCCCGGUUUUUAUGCUCUGCGAGCAUAUGAUAGUAUUAGAAUUGUUAUACAAGCGAUCGAAAGAAUGACAAGUAACAGAAGUAGUCCAAAGAUGUUGUUAGAUAGUAUGUUAUUAAGCAAUUUCACUGGUUUAAGUGGCAAAAUACAUUUUAAAGCAGGCCAGCUCUCAGACACUUCAAUUUUGAGCAUUGUACACGUUCUUGGAAAGAGAUACAAAGAAAUAGAGUUCUGGACACCAGACUUAGGGUUCUCCAUGAUCCCUUCUAUAGGAAAACCAAAUACUUUGGUUGCUCCCGUAAUUUUGCAGAGGAACUUACAAGAAAGUCCGAAAGGUUGGGAAAUGCCUACUGAUGCAAAGCCAUUGAAAAUUGGUGUUCUAGGUAGUUCAACAUUUGGGGAUUUUGUGAAGGUUGAUUACGGGGCGAAACUGAAUGAGAACAAUUAUUCUGGUUUCUGCAUUCAAAUUUUCCUUAAGGCACGAGAUUUUUUGGGAUAUCCUUUGCCUUAUAAAUUGGAGGCCUGUAAUUGCACCUACAAUGAUCUGGUUCACUUUGUCCACAAUAAGACUUAUGAUGCUGCCAUUGGUGACUUUACUAUAACAGCCAAACGGCUGCAAUACGUCGAUUUCACUGCUCCAUUCAUCGAGUCAGGUGUGGUAAUGAUAGCUCCGGUUAAACCUGUAGGGUCAGCAUUUAUGUUUACAAAGCCUUUCACCUGGGACAUGUGGUUGGUGACUAGUGCCAUUUUAAUAUACACAGUGCUCAUAGUUUGGCUGUUGGAGCACCAAUCCAAUCCAGAAUUCAGUGGCCCAUGGAGGAAUCAGAUUAGCACUGCACUCUGGUUCACAUUCUCCACUCUGUUUUUUUCACAUAGGGAGAAUAUCCAUAACAACUUGACACGUUUGGUGAUGGGAGUGUGGCUUUUUGUCGUAUUGAUCCUAACCUCGAGCUAUACCGCUAGUCUAUCUUCAAUGCUCACUGUGCAAAAGCUGGAACCAAAUUAUAUGGAGUUGUUAAAGAAGAACAACUUACCAGUUGGCUGUACCAAUUUGUCAGUAAGGAAAUACCUGGUGAACGCGUUUGAGUUCAAGGAACAGAAUAUCAAGAUCGUAAAGAACACCAUGCUUUUCGAACAAGAGAAUAUAUUUGCUGUCUUUCUUGAAUCCCCAUAUGAGGAAAUUUUCUUUAAGAAGAAUUGCAAGGAUUACACUAGAACCAGACUACUUACUCACGGAUUUGGAGGAUUGGGCUUUGUCUUCCAGAGAGGCUUGCCAAUUACAAGGGAUUUUUCUGAAGCAAUUCUUAAGUUGUCGGAGGCUGGAACUAUCUUGUCACUAAAGAAAAAAUGGUUUACUCCCCAAAAUGAGUGCUCAGCCAACAUAACUUCCAGCGAACCUGAAAGCUUGAGCCUCCAAAGCUUUGGGGUUCUCUAUCUAAUAUCUUUUGUCACUUCUACCAUUUGUCUAUUAUUAUUCCUAGUUCGCUUAUUUAUAAGUCGUCAGCUACAUCACAAUGCUUUCGAAGGAAACAUAACUCCAGGUGAAGAGAGUACUUGGAAGAAGGCAGUUAGACUUGUAAGAUACCUCUGUAUCAAAAAUCCAAGAAGAGCUCCAACUCUGGCAGACACAUCAGGUGCAAAUGAAUACUCUUUCAGGCGGUUAUUAAGUACAACUUUUGACACUCCAGAGUUCAGAGCAUCAUUAGUCCCAGUAGAAGUUGAAAUGCCACAAACAAAAGAUGCAUAGUACAGAUAUGGGUAUGGAUAUGACAUGGAUACGGAUAUACUUAGAAGUAUCCAGUAUAUACUAGUACGGUAUGUAUUAGAUACAAGUAUGCAUGUGAGCAAAAACAGUACGUGUGCAAAAAUGGAAUAUCCAUGCAUUCUAUCAACAAACUCUUGAUUGCUAAAAAGAAGCAAAAAUAUUUGAAUGCAGUCUUAGAUAUUAAGAUUUCC